AUGGCGCAGCCAGACGUGAUGCUGCCAUGCAGCGUGAAGGGGCGGGCAGCUGGGAAAGAAGAAGAAGAUGACCCCAACGAGCGGAGCACCUGCGACCCCGAAUCGCCACAUUCAAGCAGCGGCUUCGGCACCUUGCCGGCAGAGCAGGAGACGCUUGAGGAGGAGGAUGCACAGGAGGAGGAGGCCGUGAAUGUCAGGCCGGCGCCGGGGCUGAGCCUGACCAAGGAGCGGGCCAUGGCGCUGCAGGUGGAAUUGAUGGCCCAAUACAGUGCGCCAACCUUUCAGAACCAGCUCCAUGCACUUACCCGCACGCAUGAGCCCGGUAGCAGCAAAUUUCGGUCGGGUCUGUGCAAGUUGGUGCGUCGUGUCCAGCUCGACGUCAUCCCCAGGUACGGCUUCAGCGCAUCUGAUGAAGGAGUCGAGAGCAUGCUGGUCCUCUUCCGAUCGCUGGCGAAGGAUCCCGACAUUGAGGUCAAUGGUGUUGUCAUCAAUGACCUGCUGCAGGUGAAGCUUCCACCCAUGGAGACAAAUCACAGCAACAGGAUCAUCGAGAAACCUUUGUCCAAGUAUCGUCUCCUAGACAUGCUGCGUUGCCAACUCAUCGAGUUCAGCCAAGUCAAAUUCCAGAUGGAUGUGAAGGAACUGAAGAAGUGUGCCGACUACAACUCCGGCCGCGUCUUCGACCCAGCCAAGCCACUGGAGCGAGCCUUUGAAGACCCGGAGGGCUAUUUCCAUCUCGAAGGCCGAGCAGACCUGGCUCUCACGGUUCACAAAUUCCUGCUGCCUCGGCAUGGGUUCGAACCCUCCAAGGAAGGCGUGAAGGACAUGAUCCGCCACUGCGCUCCUUUUGUGCAGGACCCUGAGGUGGCGAAUCUCUUGGACCGCGUGAACGAGAAGUUGGGCAUGUCGGCCGCCGCCUGUCGACGACAAGUCAUCCUCGCAACCUCGCAGAUCUUCGUGGUGCACGGCGGGCUCUUCCGCAUCCCGGAGGUCACGCUAGAGCGGCUGCGCACGUUGCCGUACCGGCGGCCCUACCCCCUCGGCCUCAGCGAGGAGGAGCGUGCCAGCGGCAAAGACUGGACUGAGGAUGAAAAGAUCCUUUUCGACGCGCAGUGGGCCGACCCGGUGGACACGCUGGGCAACACCCGGUCCUCCCGCGGGAGCAUGGUGAUGAACUUCGGCCCGGACGUCACGCGAAAGUUCCUUCAGGACAACGGACUCGCGCUGUGCAUCCGCUCACAUCAGGUCCCGCGGACCCUGCAGGGCUUCGAGCUGCAGCACGACGGUCGUCUUCUCACUGUCUUCAGCGCCUCCAACUAUGGCGGGCGCAUGGCUAACACAGGCGCCGUGGCCGUGCUUCGCCGUGGCCCCGCGGCCGAGCGGAAGGCGGAUCUGUCCUUGAGGUUUCCAUGCGGCCUACGCUUGGAGUGUACGGAGCACGAGUUCCCCCAGUCCUCCGCCGCUACCUCGGCCGCAGCCUCGGCGGCAGCAGGCCUCGAGCGAUUCGACGCCGGCGCUGCCGAGGACGCUGCUCUGCAGGAUGCGCUGGCGCUGAUCUGCUUUGAACGCGACGCCAUUCUGGAGCGCUGCGCAAGCGCGGAUCCCGCGCAGACGGGCACCAUCGAUUUCGAGAUUUUCCAGCAGGCUCUGCAUGAGCUCUGCAGCCCAAAAGUGUCCUGGCAGCGCGUGUUCUUUCCCAAGCGCGCGGUACCCGCGCGGGUGGCCUAUGCCCAGCUCCUGGCGUCGGUGAAGGUGGAGUGGAACGCGCUCCAACCUGCAGCCCUGACCCGGCUCGUCCGCGCCAUGCUCUUGGGCGAGAUCCACCUUGCAGGCCUGCACGCAAUCUUCGACCUCAGCCAAGAUGGCCUUGUGUCGGUGCAGGAGCUGCAGCAAGCCCUGAAGCUGCUGCUGCCACAGCUUUCUGAAGACCAGGCAGCGGAGGUGAGUCGCCUUAUUGAUCCGGAGAUGACGGAGCUAAGAUUUGGCACCGUCGUGGACCGCUUGCUCGGCUUCGUCCCGCCUCUGGACUUGGUGGAGCAGUCGCUUGCCGAGGAGCUCUCGGACCUGCGCGAGUUCUGUGCCUAG
This is a messenger RNA of Symbiodinium natans, 2085 nucleotides long. Lineage: Eukaryota; Dinophyceae; Suessiales; Symbiodiniaceae. The record is from the annotation of a GenBank genome assembly.